AUGAGCUUGGCGACAUCGCAUCCAAUGGGAGGUAGUAGUGGCCAGCUGAGCUGCCGGACCAAAGCGGUGUUGACGGCUCCAACCCUUGGCUUCUUCGCGUUGCGGUAUGUGAAGCUGGGAUACAUGAAGAAGUUCUACACAGAUGACUAUCCGCGGGCUUCGCUGAGCGUUUUGUCCACAUUUUUGAUCCUGAGCACUUUGCUGGAUCUGAUCUUUGAUCCUACGCUGGCUGGAUGGACCGAUGGCCUUCGUAGCGUCUUUGGUCGCGACUGGGGUCGUCGUAAGCCCUUCCUGUUCGUGGCCAGUUUUCUGGUGACGAUCUCCUAUGCCAUGGCUUUUGCACCACCAGCCAGCUUUUCAGCCAAAGCUCAGGAGGAUUCUGAGGCCUGGUUUGCAGCCAAUGGAAAUACGGCCACCGCCCCAGUCUUCAAUUCUGUGGCCUCAGCGGUUUGGUUUGGGAUUUUCCACAUUGCCGUGAAAGUCUUUUCAGAUGCCAUUUUCGAGAUACCUCAUGGUGCCUUGUUGGUCGAAGUGACACACGAUGGCAAAGAGCGAACAUCAGUGUGGUCGUGGCGAGAGAUCUUCCUGUGCUUUGGAAUUUUGGUCGGAAUGGUGGUGCCGAUCAUCGGAGAAAAUGAGUGUUCCUCAAGUCCAGAAACUGACUGCUACUCCUACCUCAUGAUCUCCCUGGCGGUGGGUCUAAUCUUCACCAUUUCCACCCUCUUCUUAUGCUGGGAUAUCAAAGAGAGACCAGCUUCAAAUGUACCAGGACCUGUCGAAGCUCUCGUGCCCAGCAUUGUGGGAUGUUUCAGUAACUUCCCGUACAUGAUUCUGCUGAUCUCAGACUUGGUGGAGGGGUUCGGUGCCAACCUUCCAUUGCUGGUGCUGCCUUACGUGGUGGACUGGGUGGUGGGCCCUCAGGCAGCAACUGACCUGGUGGGAUCUCCUGGGAUGUUGUUUGCAGCUUGCGUGGUGGUCCAUAUGGUGGUGCGACUCCCGGUAACCUUCGUGUGGAAGUGGGCCGCUGGAAGGUUUGGAAAGUAUCAUACUUUCUUGGCCUUCAACAUCAUGUAUGGAGUCUAUAUGUUUGCGUUCCUAGCUGUUACCAAAGGACAAGCACUGUUAUCUAUUAUCCUCUGUGGCCUAUGGGGUAUUGCUUAUGGCGGACACUGGCUCCUUCUGGACCUGUGCUCGGAUGUGAUUGACUAUGACGAGCUCGUAACUGGCCGACGACGAGAAGGGCAAUUCACAAUGGCACGAGACCUUGUCCCAAAGAUUUGCGAAAUUCCGGCCGAUGCUCUGCCCUUUCUGCUGAUGAGCUACUUCCAGUACAACCCAGACUUAGCAGAGCAGCCUGAAGAAGUGCAGUGGAUCAUUCGAGGAUCAUUCUCUAUCGUCCCAGGAUUGGCAGGAUUGUUAGGAACUGUGGUUUUAUUCUGGUUCACCCUGCGCACCAACGAACAGCAUGAGCAGAUCAUCAAUGGCAUCAUAGAUCAUCAAGCAGGCUUGUCUGUUACGGAUCCUUUGACAGGAUUGCUCCUCCCUCCUAUCAAGCCUUUGUCUGAUGGCUCUGUUGAGUACUCUGGUUCUAUUGUGGGUGCUCAAGAGAUCAAGAUCUUGGAGCAUUUCUUUGCUUCAGAAAUAGCUUGGGCAUGUGACUCUCAAAAUGUCGGCAGAUUGAAGAUCAAACCAUUGAUCUACCUGGUGAUAUCGCUCUUACUCGUCAUCCCUGGUGUCUUCCUGACUAUCGAAGGAUGGCCUGCCUUGUCGAACGGAGAGAGCUCGUGGGCACCAGUGGGCAUCAUCCUUCUGGGCUUCGCCUUUAUCGGCUCCGUCUUCAGUGCAGAGAGGAUACGACAGGGCAUCAAGGCACAUGGCUGCGUGCAGCUGAAGGACUUGGAGGUCAUGAAGGCCAUUCACCAGUCGCGUGGGCGAAUCCCAGGUGGGCAGAAGGUUGCGCCUGAGGAAGCAAAGCUGAUGUCAGGCGCCUAUUGUGUUUGCUGCUGUCCACGAGAUCUAGAGGAAGAGACCUGGGUUGUGGCUGAUGCAAUGCGAGCUGAUCAUGGCCAAGCAGUGCAGGAAAAGCAGGUGCGAACGCGAAGCGGUCACAGGAGCAUUGCAUUUAUUGAGGGCGUGGAAGUCUUUGUGGAGAAGAGGAGAUUGGCCAUGGAACGCACCAUGAUGAACUUGAGCGCCUGGUCGCAGCUCUUGGCACAUUUUUGUGGCUUUGCGGCGAUCGAAGCAGGGGGCGCCUUGCAACACAUGGAGUGGUUUGCCAGUGGCCCGACUACUGCCUUCAUUGCAGUGGUGAUCAACCAGGUCAGCAUCGGCAUCCUCUUUCGCUUGAUGGAUUUGUUCCGGAUGUACACCGUCACCAACGAAACGGAUGAACGAGUCGUCAUGCUGAAUGAGGAGAUCAAAGAGGCGGAAAAUGAUAUCGUAAGCUUGGCCAGCUCCUUCUUGAUGGUUCAGGUCUUCCGCUUUGGCUUCACAGGCCACAUGCCCAACGUGGAGGGCCAUGAGGAGCCGUACGUUCCCAUGGGCAUCACUGCGAUGAGCUUGCUAUUUGUGGUGGGGUGCGUUGGCCUGCUUUCCUCGGUGUUGAUCAGUUGCUUGCCAGAAGUGUCAUCCCGUGCGCAAUGGCUGCUGGAGAAGUUCCAGAACAUUCUGGGUAUGAUUUUUGCGUGGUCCACACUCUGGAGUGUAUCAAUGUUCGUGCGCGAGACAGAGACCUUUACCAAGAUCUUGCAUACAAGCCUUUACCCCAAUGAGCGGCACUUGGUCGCUGCUUUGUUCCUGUCAAUGUGCAGCUUAGCGGUGAUCCGGGUGCUGGACAUCAUUCAAGACAUGGGAGCUUCGUCCCCGAGAAUCUUGCAAAGUAUGAUCAACGUAUUCUCGGUCUUGAUAGGACUUGGCCUAAUGGGCAGAAUGUUCGGGAUUCACCAGGAAGUCGACUGA
This is a messenger RNA of Cladocopium goreaui, 2958 nucleotides long. Lineage: Eukaryota; Dinophyceae; Suessiales; Symbiodiniaceae. The record is from the annotation of a GenBank genome assembly.